UCUGCGCACCAGCAUUAGUGACACAAUCGGAUAUGUUUUGAGUAAAGAUUGACUGGUCAGACCUCAGACGACGCGCAUCCUCUUUCAACUCGACCAGCAGAUAGACAAAGCCAAGAGAGAAAAAAAGGUACGGCAAUUGUGGUCAGGGAGUAGAUCGCCUCUCCAAAGGACCGCGCUUUCCGUAUUCAGAGCAGAAGAGCGACGAACGGAGAUGGCUCUUUCAAUAAUCCAUUUAAAGCCCAGCUUGCAUGUGUGGAAUUUAUGAUACCACCAUAACUGUUGCCAGUGGUAUUCGUUUUGAGAGUGUAGAGAUAAUUUUCGGUCGGAGAGAAAAAAUGGACCCAUCUCCCAGCAAGCAACUGCUUGGCUCCAAAAAAAGAGUCAAGAUUCAUCCGAACACAGUCACAGUCAAGUAUGCCACCCACUUUCCCCAGCCAGGGGACGAGGGUUACGAUGAUGCACCCUCCUUCGAGGAUUUUGGCACUUUCCUUGAGGAGACCUCGGACAAGAAACGCCUCACCGAAAGCAAGCAAAGCAGGACUUUCUUUGGUGCCAUCGGUGGCCAGUCUAAACCUGCCACAGAGCCGAAGGACAAAGGGGUGGGAGGGCAACUGGCGAGUUUCGGGGAGGCGUCUGUGUUCGCCUCGCGGAUGACAUGGGCCGUCCUGUUUGGAGCGGCCCUUGCCCACGGUUGCGUGGCUCUCAUUACACGCCUGGCUGCUGACCGCUCCAAAGUGCCAUCCCUGGAACUCCUCUUCAUCCGCUCCGUCAUCCAGUUGCUGUCCCUCGGCGUGGUCUACUACUACAAGGAGGCCCCCUUUGGGCCUGAGGGCUACAGGCUGCGACUGUUCUUCUACGGCGUCUGCAACGUCAUCUCCAUCACAUGCGCCUACACCUCCUUCGCCAUUGUGCCACCCAGCAACGGCACCAUCAUGUGGCGUGCCACCACCACGGUCUUCAGCGCCAUCUUGGCCUUCCUGCUAAUCGACGAGCGGCUGGGCACGACAGACGUGGUAACCGUGCUGACCAGUGUGUUCGGCCUGUGCCUGGUCAUGAUCCCCAACAUCCUCGGCGAACACAUGUCCCUGGGCUUCUGGAAGGAGGCCUUCGGCUACACCAUGACAGUGAUGGCUGGCCUGACCGCCGCCCUGUCCAUGAUCAUCUACCGCGCCAUUAAAGAGCGCGUGAGCAUGUGGACAGCACUCUUCACCUUCGGCUGGACAGGCACCGUGUGGGGCGCCUCCACCAUGUUCGUCCUCCAGGAGCCCAUCAUCCCUCUGGACGGGGAGACAUGGGGCUACCUCAUCGGCAUCUGCGCCUGCUCCACGGUGGCGUUCCUUGGGGUCUACUACGCCCUCAACAGGUUCCACCCGGCACUGGUCAGCACCGUGCAGCAUCUGGAGAUCGUGGUGGCCAUGUUCCUGCAACUCAUCGUGCUGCACAUGGUCCCGUCCGUUUACGACGUCAUCGGCGGGCUCAUCAUCAUCAUCAGUGUCAUCGUGCUCACUGGGGUGAAGCUCUAUUGGGUUGGGAAGAGCAGACGUCAAGAGUAUGAGGAAAUCCUUGACUCACAAUUAAAUGAGUAGAGCCUGUCUUCAGGCAGUGUGCUAAGCUACUGAUCUGUAAAUGAACAGUGUCUUGAAUGUGAAGAGCAAAGAUCUAUUUAUUUUGUAUUGUCCUGUUAACAAGUGCCAAUCAUGUGAUGACUUCAUUUUGCUCUAAAUGUACUUCUCAAGAGAAAGUGACAAAGUCAUUGUCAUCUUUCUAAAGCACUAUGCUCAUACCUAUUCCAUCAGCCAAAAUAGCUAUCUAACAAACAUUUGAUGUUUUCAUAUCACAACCUUUUAUCAAUUAAAAUGCAGUAAGGGAGAGAGGCAUGUCAUGAGCAGGAUUAUGUACUGAAAAAGCAACCUUCAAAGGGAAGAAUAUCAAUUCUUACAAAUAGAUCAUUCUGUCUGUCUAAUGGCAGGGUAUGAUGGCAUAAUUGCUGUUCAGACUGGCCUUGUGGUAAUGAUUGACCCCUAUGAUUGCAUUGGAUUAAUGAAUUUCACUGUCAAAUUACCAACAUCCUGAAACAAAGUGUGGUUCAGUUUAUGUACUGGCUCAAUAUAUCCCACUCUCCUCUAUGAUCAGAUAUGCCAUUAGUCAACAUAUCCUGUUAAUACUGAUAGGUAUUAUCAUUCUUUGACUUUGUUCAGAACAGUUUUGCUUUGCAAAACAGCAUGCUUUUCACUGCCAGUAUUACAACAAGAGGAAGAGGAACCUGCACAUGUCUCUUAGGACCGUUGAAAACAAUUUGGGCACAGUUUUAUGUGAGAUAAAAUUGGCCCGUUCAGCUACAAUCCAACAAUCCAAAGGUGAUAAAUAGAACCCUGAGUCCCUGACGGAAAAGAAACUGUGGAGUGUCAAAUGCUCGGGGCAUCCCCAGAUUAUGAGUGGACUCUUCAACUGCAGAGAUGGUCCAAUUUUAGCCUGGGGUCUAAAUAGGAGUGAUUAUGCCAAGAGGACAUGCAAUUGGUUUUAACCCAUUGCACUAUAACAAAAUGUUCUGAGCGAUAAGGAUUGAGACUGGAAUAUGCGCUGUUAUAUCAAAUGAAAUGCUUCAAAUGAUGGGUAGUAAGUACUAUCCACCAUAUUGUUUUUUUUUUUAUCUUGUGAGUUAGAUUAAUAUAUACCUCUGGGUCUACAGUAAUCUUUACACUGCUUGAGUUAUUCUUAAAUUAAGUAAUGGCAUCAUUCGUUUACUAUGAGGAUAAUGCAAUCACUAAAUGUGUUUUUAUUCAUUUCUAAAUAUCUUUAUGACUGCCAACUGGGCAAGACACUGAUUUCCCAGUUUGACUGAAGUAUAGAUAGAGUGCAAGCCUUGUCUUUGCUGUUUGAUGAUUUGCAUGUGAUGUUUUACUGUGCAGUGAUAUCUGUUUUGGUGUACAGACAAAUCCAUGAAACUGUAAAAAAAAAACAGAGUAAAAAUGUAAAUUAACAAGUAAAAGAUGACAAGCAAAUUGAAA
Molecule: messenger RNA, 3008 nt
Organism: Alosa alosa (allis shad)
Lineage: Eukaryota; Metazoa; Chordata; Actinopteri; Clupeiformes; Clupeidae
Gene: slc35g2a
Product: solute carrier family 35 member G2a
Exons: 2
Coding region: 249-1586 (445 amino acids)
Cellular component (GO): membrane
Source: RefSeq, a predicted model, not a curated record